UGUUUGUGAGCAUAGUUUGUAUGUGAGUUGCAAUUUGCAAAAGAAAAGAAGUGAUCAUUUAUCUUAACAACCUAUUUGUGAUAUUAAAAGUACCCAUUUUCGCCUAAAACCUGUAGAGCACAAGGGUAACAUGUCAUCCGAACAAUCGAACGCCGCAAACAAUGGUGCGAAGACAACCGCCGAAGGGAAUAAAGCGAACUCCGCCGCGCCGAAGGUGGUGUUGACCGAAGACCAGCAAGCAAUAUUUAAUCGCAUUGCGAAGAAUGAAAAUAGCGAGCUGCGAUUGCUGCUGUCGCAGCACAAAACUAGCGUAGAUUUUGUGGACGAGAAUGGGAUGACGCCGUUGCAGCAUGCCGCAUACAAGGGUAACAAGGAAGCGGUUCGGCUGCUGCUGGACCAGGGAGCGGAUGUGAACUCGAGCAAGCACGAGUAUAACUACACGGCAUUACAUUUCGGUGCCCUGUCCGGGAAUGCGGAGGUAUGUCUGAAUCUACUGCUGGCCGGUGCCGAUCCAAAAGCGAUUAAUUCCGUCGGUCGAACGCCGGCCCAGAUGGGUGCGUUUGUUGCGAACCACGAUGCGGUCGGAACGAUAAACAAUUUCGUACCGCUGAAAGAGGUCGAGUGCUAUACGGUUGAUCGUGGCCAAAAAGAACCCUUGCUGCCGGUGGUAGUGCUGGAACCGUUCCAUAGUUUCAUAAUGCAGGUUAACAUUCACCCAGUCCGGAUACUGUUGAACCUGCAGAAGUACGGUCUGUUUGCCUCGGACAUGAAGAACCUGCGAGCGGUGCUGGCAGACAUGAUGGAGCGUGAGAUGAAACGGCGCGGUGAGAUAAACGAGGUCAUGGCCUUUAAGUAUCAUUAUCUCGGGUACGUUAUGGGAGAAAUUGUGAAGCAUCGUGACUACAUAAACUCGCGGCGCGAUGCGCAACAAGAUCCAAAGACCGAUUUCGUGGAGCUGUUUGCGAAGCGAGUUCUCAAACCGAACAAGGACGGUGCGCUAGAAUACGUGGAAGCGCUCGUGCGCGAAUGUGUGCGAGAAUUUCCAUUCCGCGAGUGUACCAUCUUUCGGCAGAUGGUAGCACAGCUAACCAGCAAGGAUAAUGUUGCACCGGCGCUCGAUAUUGCCCGAGCGGCAAUAAACGGACAACGCGGGUUCCAGGACACGAUCACCUACUGCAGCUCCUGUGGGGAGGAAAAGCCGGACAAAAAGUGUUCCAAGUGCAAGGAGGUACAGUACUGUGAUCGGCAGUGCCAACGGUUACAUUGGUUUACCCACAAGAAGGUAUGCAGUCGACCGUCCGUAGCAGCGGGUGAGGCACAGAAUUCCGCCCCGAAGGAUAUCGAUUCGACGGAAAUUAGUGAGCAGCUACAGAAGCUUGUUGCUGGUUGAGAUGCGAAGGGCAGGAAAGUGAUCAGGACACUCGCAAAUAGCAUUAUUAUAUGUCUGUCCCAGUGUGUGUGUGUGUACUGUGUUGGUGUGGUUGGUGGAAAAAUUCGAUGGCCAUGUUAGUUGGGUAGAGAGGUUUAACUAAAAUGUCGCAUUUUUCAUGGUCAGUGUCGGUGUAAUGUAACCUUGCAAUGAGAUCUAUCAUGGUUCCAAUAAAUGUUGCUGGUAAAACUA
Messenger RNA from Anopheles moucheti, 1621 nucleotides. RefSeq names its product ankyrin repeat and MYND domain-containing protein 2. NCBI's taxonomy places the organism in Eukaryota, Metazoa, Arthropoda, Insecta, Diptera, Culicidae. The transcript has a single exon. Gene Ontology annotation, molecular function: protein binding. The coding region runs from base 131 to 1390 and encodes 419 amino acids. The record is from RefSeq and is a predicted model, not a curated record.